Messenger RNA from Condylostylus longicornis, 2443 nucleotides. Its product is annotated as F-box/LRR-repeat protein 16. Lineage: Eukaryota; Metazoa; Arthropoda; Insecta; Diptera; Dolichopodidae. Gene Ontology annotation, molecular function: protein binding. Bases 492 to 2186 code for a protein of 564 amino acids. The record is from RefSeq and is a predicted model, not a curated record. The transcript is spliced from 6 exons.
UGAUAUUUAAUCUUUUAUUAAGAGACUAAAAAGAGUUUCUUAUUAGCUUAUUAUUUCUACAAUAAUAAUUUUCUUUUUUUUUUUCAAAUGUUAGUUAUAAAAAGUUGGGUUUUGAAAAAUCGAUUAUAUUUUUACUUUGAAAAGUCAUAUGCCAAAAAAAAAUAAAAAGAGAAAACCAUAGUUUUGUAACAAAGUUUUUAUAGUUCAGUUCUUAGUUAUAGUUCAAUUUUUAUAUUUCAAUUUGUUCUUUAAUAAUAAAUUGGUUGUUUAUCAAAUGCUUAGAACUUACAUAAACAGGAACAAAGAUAAUUGCAGUUACAAUAAUAGAAUUUGAAACAAAACAAUAUUUAUAGCAGCAACAACAACGAUAAUAAUUAACAAAAGUUUAUAAAAAAAUAUUCGAAAGCAGAAUACAGAAUCUUACAUAAUAUAACAUAACUAUAACAUUAUCAAAAUAGUAAGGCUACAUAUAUUUUCGAGAGGACUUUAAAAUGUCUUCAAUUUCAGCUCAAGGUGUAGUAGAACGAGCUUCGGCGGAGUUGUCUAAACGAAUAAAUGGUUUAGGUUUACGCAAACAUCAUCAUGGGGGUAAAACAUCUGUAAUGGAACGUGUUACAAAUGCUCUUUGUGGCAGUAGUGCAAGCGCUAACAAUAAUAGCAAUCAAUUUAGUGAAGGCCAAUUAAGCGCAAAUUCUGAAAAGCAUCAGCGUGUACCUGUCAGUUCAGCGCAACAAAAUAGUCAAAAGCAUUCUACAACGAUAUCAUUACAAACAUCCCAUUGUUCUGUAGGACCGACGCAACCUGUAAACUCUGGAGUUUUGCAAAGUAAUAUUCACGAACCCAAUACGGUAAUGUUGGAUUCAAUUAGUCAAAAUAAAAAUGCUUCUAGUACAAAUGUAUUAAUUAUCAAUAAGAGUAUAAGUUCUGCAACAAAAAUGAAGAAAGGUUAUCCUUUAGUAAUUCAAAGCAAUACUCUGUCAAAUCAGCAUCAGAUUUUACAAGCACAACCACAAAUUACAACUUUUGAACAACUGCUUUUAGAUGAAAGAUUCCUCAAUAAAUUUUUUCAAUAUUUUGUUUCCUAUGACUGCCGUAUUUUGGCUCAAGUUUGCACAAAAUGGAGGGAUACACUUUAUAGAAGUCCCAGAUAUUGGUCUGGACUGUUACCUAUCUUACAAUGCAGAGAAUUGAAACAAAUGAAUGGACAAGAUCGUGUAAAAUUAUAUAGUUCACUGAUACGUCGCGGUUUUCAUUCGAUAGGUCUUGUAGGAGCUUUUGACGAAGAUGUUCUCGAUAUCGCACAUUCAUUUCCUUUGGCGUCCAAACAAAUUCAUUCCUUAAGUUUAAGAUGUUCAUCAGUCAGCGAUCGUGGUUUGGAAACUUUGCUAGAUCACUUGCAAUCGCUAUUUGAAUUAGAAUUGGCUGGGUGUAAUGAAAUUACUGAAGCUGGACUAUGGGCCUGUUUGACACCCCGAAUAGUUUCACUUUCUUUGGCAGAUUGUAUUAAUAUAGCUGACGAAGCGGUUGGGGCUGUGGCUCAACUACUUCCAUCCCUUUACGAGUUUUCAUUACAGGCUUAUCAUGUCACAGACGCUGCACUUGGGUAUUUUUCUCCAAAGCAAAGCCAUAGUCUUAGUAUUUUACGUUUGCAAUCAUGUUGGGAACUAACAAACCAUGGCGUUGUUAAUAUAGUACAUUCUUUACCACACUUAACGGUUCUAAGUUUAUCAGGAUGCAGUAAAAUUACUGAUGAUGGAGUGGAAUUGAUAGCAGAAAAUUUACAAAAAUUGAGAGCAUUAGAUCUGUCGUGGUGUCCCCGAAUAACUGAUGCUUCACUGGAGUAUAUAGCUUGUGACUUAAAUCAGUUAGAAGAACUUACAUUGGAUAGGUGUGUACACAUUACUGAUAUCGGCGUGGGAUAUAUAUCUACGAUGUUAUCUUUGACUACUUUAUUUUUACGGUGGUGUUCCCAAGUUCGAGAUUUUGGCCUCCAGCACUUAUGUUCGAUGCGAAACCUCCAAAUUCUUUCAUUAGCGGGCUGUCCAUUGUUAACAUCAUCUGGGCUAUCAAGCUUAAUCCAGUUACGUCAUUUGCAAGAACUGGAGUUAACAAACUGUCCUGGAGCAUCUUUAGAGCUUUUUGAAUAUUUAAAGGAACAUUUACCUAGAUGCUUAAUAAUAGAAUAAUAUAAAGUUAAUUUGGCUGUAAUACAUUUAAUAAUAUAUAUAAUUAAUUCCGUGGAAAUUUUUAGCAUCUAACUUGUUUCGAUUGUAACUUGUGAAAUACAUGUCUUUGAAAGAAAAUUAUGUAAUGCGAUAAGUCACAGAAGUGAAUAUAACUAAAAAUAAGAAAACAGCAAAUUUGUUGGAUAGAUAUUUUAAAGUAUUAAAAAAACAAAAGAAGCAUAAAUAAUGUUUCAAAAAUAAAUUUAAAAAUCAAUGAU